This is a messenger RNA of Eleginops maclovinus (Patagonian blennie), 2853 nucleotides long. RefSeq names its product phospholipase A2 group III (gene pla2g3). The record is from RefSeq and is a predicted model, not a curated record. NCBI's taxonomy places the organism in Eukaryota, Metazoa, Chordata, Actinopteri, Perciformes, Eleginopidae. Gene Ontology annotation, biological process: arachidonate secretion; phospholipid metabolic process. The coding region runs from base 162 to 1787 and encodes 541 amino acids. Gene Ontology annotation, molecular function: A2-type glycerophospholipase activity. The transcript is spliced from 7 exons.
AUGAAUAACUCGGAGCGCCUCCGCCCCCCUUUCUCAUUUAAAAACCGACCUAUAAUCUGUCAAUCUGUCAUAAAGUGCUCAGUGUGUGGAGGAUUCAUUAGGUUUAGAUUUAAAGUCUAAAAGCCUAUCUCUUUCAGCCGCUGUUUCCGCGCGUUUUCACCAUGAUGCACAUCGCUCCUCUUCUCACUCUCAUUUUAACUACAUCCCUCCUGAGCUGCACGACUGCAGAAGCGUCUAUCCUCUGCACCUGGACUAAAGUUUUCCCUAAUAAAGAAAUGCAUUACGUUUUUCUCCACGGCGAUGACUCUUCAUCUCUGCGGCUCUACCACAGUGCCUGGUCAGGGCAGCGCGCUCUGCUCAGCUGCGCUUGGAGCGACGACACGUCAGUGAUCCAAAACUAUUUCUCUCUGUGCGGUGAGCGCAGGGACGAGUACUCAGAUCAUCCAGAUAAAAGUCUCGAUGUGGACUCCAUGUUAGAAGCAGAGGGGCUGUGCGUCUCUUUGGCUGCUCCAGGGAAUGGAGGACAGGAGAUGCCCACAGGAGAGAGGCUGGUGAGGAGCAUCAGUGGACACUCAGCAGCUGAGAAUCAACAAGGUCAAGCUGAAAGUUCAGAGGUCAGGCUCCAUCACCGUGUAAAGCGUGGCUUUAUUGUGCCAGGGACUCUGUGGUGUGGCUCUGGCAACAAGGCGUCAUCAUAUGCAGAUUUGGGAGUUUUUUCAGACACUGACAGCUGUUGUCGUGAGCAUGACCAGUGCAAAGACACCAUCCUAUCCUUUCACUCCCAGUUUGGGGUCUUCAACAGCAACAUCUUCACCAUGUCUCACUGCGACUGCGACAACAAGUUUCGCAGUUGCCUGAUGAAUGGGAAUGACAGCAUAUCUGAUGUGGUGGGAUACACUUUCUUUAACCUGCUGAAGAUGCACUGCUUUGAAUUCUCACACCAACUCCAGUGUACACAGAGGAACUGGUUUGGAAUGUGUAAAGAGACUAAAAUGGCUCUGUAUGCUGAGGUGCAUGCACCAUCCCUGUACGAGUCUACCAAUCCAACAGUGACGAAUAACACCGACUUCACAAUGAACACUACCUCACCCACAGAGCUGCUGGCGAGCAGCAUUUCAGACUCCAUUGCUGCUGCUGCUGCUGCAUCCACAGUCCCUACACCUUUAACAAGUUCCUCCGCCACCUCCAUAACACCUGUGACCAACAUUACCAUAUCAGAGGGAUCAACACCUGAGAGGAGAGAUGAUCUGCAGAACACUUUACUGACCAAACAACAAACUCUGCCUGAGUUGGACAUCACAGAGAAGCAGCUGUCCUGUGCUGUCUACAAGGAUCUUGACCAAUGCAGGAAUAAGAUCCAUCCGCAGCAGAAAAGUUACGGCCUUAGCAACACAGAGGCGAGGACGAUGUACCACUGCAACUGUACCACCAGAUUAUUCCAGACUUUGGCUAAACAGAGACAACUGACCGAAGUGCAGGCUCUUCUGCUGGGACAUGUGUCUCAAUCCUGCUUCCUGCUACAGGACUGCACUCCAGGCAAACUCUGUGGAGCAGUUCUACUGAAAGCAGAACUUCCUGAGUGGAGCAGAGCAGAGAUGGAGGAGCAGCACCACCUACAGGCUGUCAGGCGGAAGGUGAGGAGGCCGAACGUGAGGCGAGAGAGGAGGAAGGACAAAGGAGUCAGGCUACACAAACUGUGUCUCAGGAUGGUCCGGCCAAAACUCAACAGGAACAAGACCCGAAAACACGGUCAGGACGCACAACAGCCAGCUAUAGAACUUGCCUGAGAGUGAAAAUGAAGGAGUCAAGAAUUACUGAAAUACAAAAGAUGUUAUUACGGUCAUUUUCAUUUCAUUCCAGCACUUAAUUUAAUGUUGAGUCUUCUUUCUUCCAAGGUUCCUUUAUCCUUCAUUCCUGAUGACAGUUCUGGACUGAAAGACCAGAAAAUACCUUUUAACUUAAAUUAAGUUAAUUUAUGAAUCAUUCCACAUCCUUCCAAGGGAUAGUACGUUUAAGGAGACAUAAAAGGCUCUCUAUGCAAAAACAAAAGAAAAUAUACUUUGGAAUAUGGUUAUAAACAAAAUACAGAAAUAUGCUGGGAUGUAAUUAGAAUUGCCUGCUUUUAAAGAGUUUUCAAACCAAAUAAGAUUGUAAAUAUGGUGAACAUUUUCUGCUAGGCCUCAUUUUGUUAUUUUUUUCAUUUGUGAGCAUGUUCAGAUUUAUAGCAUCUUUCUUAAAGCACCUAAGUCAUAGCUGGCAUGGCUGUAGUCUGCUAUGUCAAAAUGUCUGCUGUUAAAAUUGUCUGAGUCAAAUAUUGGUUGCACUUUCCUGAUGUAAAAAGGUCGUAGAAUGAACCCCUUUAUGCACUCUUCUUGAGGAUUCAGCUCUUAGUGUUUUGUAAAUAUUGUACCGUGUUGUAUGAGUUGUAGAUAGUUGCACAUUAUGUUAUCAGCCCAGCAAAGUCAGAAAAACUGUUCUGCAAAUAUUUGCACAUAGGACACAUUGUGAAAUAGUUGGAUCAGUGAGAAGUAAUUCUAUGACUGACUACAUUUAAAGGAAAAGUUUUACAUUUUGAGACGUUGCUUUUUGGUUUUGAAACAAGAAAAUAAAGAUGUUUGAUAAAUAUGUACAAUGCUGUAUAAACGUGUAAAAACUAUACUGUGUAGCUGCUAGCAUGUCGUUAUGCUAAGCUAAGCUAAACCAAUAGGCUAAACCUGACUAUAUUUAUGCAUCACAGGAAAUGAAUAAAGCGGUAUCAUACCUUUCAAACUACAGUGAACAUAUCUCUGAACAUUUUACCUAUUUAUUUUAAGUUUUAAACAUACCAUUUGCCUCCUGCCUAUUAAAUGUAAC